CCUGCCACCGAGAUUUACUGUCUCUUCGGCAUAUCGGGGGGAACAGGCACUGUACACACACGCGCGCGCACACGCGCACACAGCCUGAGGGAGGUAAGUCCAGCCCCCAGCAGCGGGGCCAUCCUUCUGCUGCUGGAUUUUUCCAGCCAGAGCAUCUUGCCGGCUCUGCUGUAAUUUAUGGAAAUUGGUCUCUGACGUGGGGCUUUUUCUGUUACGACAGGGACCCACUGACUGGAGGAGGCAGAGCUGCAGUCAGGGCAGGGGAAGAGAGGGAGAGGAAGAAGUGGGAAGCAGAGGGACACCGCGGGAGUGGAGAGGACAGAGGCAGAAAAAGGCACAGAGACACUUCAGAGAUGAGUGAGUUAUAACUAAGAGCAGGCAGAAAGGCAGAGAAAGGGAGAGAAGGAGACCUGCGAGGAAGGAAAAGGGAAAGGAGCUCAGAGACUGAGUCAGCCUUAGGAGGGCAAACACCAGGAGACGAGUUCAGGGGACACGCCAGCAUAUCAAGAAGGACCCAUUCUGUCUGAAUCUUCACCAUGAGCACAAGGAAGAGCUGCCCCCUGCCACUGGGGCAAGGAGACCGGGAGGAAAAGCAGAGUAAGGGUACUCCUGACCUGGAGCGACAGGAGUGUGAGGUGGAGCUGAGGAACAAAGCUAUUCUGCAACAGAAGAGGCGCCUUAAACAGGCCACCCAGUUUGUGCACAAGGACUCUGCUGACCUGCUGCCCCUGGAUGGCUUGACAAGGCUUGGCACCUCCAAGGAUCUGCAGCCACAUAGUGUGGUCCAGCGGCGCCUCUUGGAAGGCAAUCUGAACAAGCUGCGGGGCGAGACCAGGGUUCAGUCUGCACGGGUUCAAUCUCCGCUGGCAAAAGACCAGGAUGAAAAGAUGGAAAAGGGAGAGGACAGGAGAAAAGAAACUUCACCCCUGCUAAUACAGUGCCAGUGCCAAGGUCAGGUAUUGAAAGCGACUGUUAACACUGGGUGUCUACCAAAUCUCAUCUCCAAGAGCUGUUUAAACCAGCUGGGGCUGGAAGAAGUAUCUGCCAUGGACUGUGGAGACCUCUCUCUUCCCAUCCCCAGCGUUGUUGGCCGAGUAGAACAUAUGGAGUUGCAAUUUGGCCAGGAGACAGUGCUGUGUUCAGCACUGGUUGUAGAUGAUGAUAUGCUGGAGUUUUGCAUUGGUCUCCAGACUCUGUUGUCUCUCAAGUGUUGCAUCGACUUGGAGGAAGGAGUCCUGAGAUUUAAAGCACUGAGUCAAGAGCUGCCUUUUCUACACACCUCUGAAGAGCCUGGUCAGUGACUGGCUGCAUUCCCCAUGUCUGGGGCUGAGGAGACUUGCUGCCAUGAGAGAGAGAUGAGGGUGAGGCUCACACGCCCCUAACCUUGCUGAGUUCUAGGCUGAGGCAUUCACUGGGGAGUGAGAAAAAGGCAAAUGGGUGCUGGAAGCUGUUGUUGCUGGGAGUGCCUCGUCUUGAGAGAUAACCCUCCUGUCAGUGGACCCUCUUGCUUGUUCCCAUGUGUGCCAAGUGGGCAUUUUGUUCUUGUUUUUCUAUCUAUCUGUCUCUAGUCACUCCAAUUCCUGCUUCUCUACUAAACUCACCCUACCCUUUUAAUGACUUAUUUUUACAAUAGCCUCUGUUCAUGAGACAAGAGAGUCUCCGUGAACAGUCUGCAGUUGUUCUGUGGACAGGAGGACAGCACUUUCUCCAAAAGCCUCCAAAGAUUGCCAUGAAUGCUUCCCUUCUCUUUGCCUCAAUGUGAGCAGAUUCUGCUCCCAUUUCUUUGCGGGAAGGGCUCUGUGGCCAGUCCACUCACCUGUGCUCUGGGAAGCUGGAUUUUGUUACUUUUUGCUGGCUCAGAGCAGAACAGAAGUAUUUUCUAGCAAAAAUCUUGCAGCAAGAACACUUUUAGAGUUCUUAAUUCUAAGAAACCUCUGCAGAAAUGCUGAGCAUAGAUGUCUAGAGUACAGCGGACACUCACAGGGGCUUGGGCUUUGCCACUUUGCGUCCUUGGCCACUAAGCUAUAUUAUAUGAAUGGCAAUGCUUAUCAUCUCUUGGUGUUAUACGUGGUAACCAGACUUGCACACCCUGUCCUUCUGACCAGGCCUCUCUUCUCCGCACUCCAGCUGCUAGAGCUACAUUCCUAUCACCUCUGCUGCAUCAUCAGAGAUCCUGCCACUCAGUUUAAAUGCUGCAAUGAAUUACAGCGCCCAGAGUCUCCUGCUCUGUAAGCUCCUUUCUUUCAACUUGAAAUCUAGUGAUUGGACACAGAUACAUGAUCAGCCUCAAGUCCCAGCAUCUUACAGCCUAUCAACUUUGCUACUCCUGCAUGAAACAAGAACUAGACUUCCUCGCAGUAUCAGCUCAGGUCAGAGAACUGUGAACUCAUCUGGGAUGACCAGGGUGAUUAUUAAGUCACUUAAUUGUUGAGGGUUUUUAAAUUUUUUUUUUAAUUGCAUCCUAGAGCACAGCUGUAUGAUAAAUACAUGCCUAUUCUUUACUAGCUCUAGGAAAGAUGCACCAGAUCAGGGCUUGUUCCAUGCCUCAUGACUACUGAUUCACUAUCCAAACUCUGCACAACGUCCCUUUGUCCACCCUUAGAAUGUCAUGACAUUCCCAUUUUGCCUAUCUUCCUGGAUUAAACACAGCUGGCUCUCUUUGUUUUUCAUCAAGGCACUCAUUGUUUCUGUUGUGCUUCUCAAAGAACUUGUGUAUGCAUUUUUGCUUUUUUCUGUUAGUCCUUUCCUAAAUCAGAUGCUGUACGCUGUAGUUUAACACAUGCUAAGGACAGCUGAAUACAUCCUGGCUGAUACGAUAUGAUGCACUUACCAGCGUUAGUUGGUGUGACUGGCAUCUGCUUCUCCUACAAGCAGCAUCAGGCUAGUGACUUUUAUUGUUAGUCAUCGUAUCUUGCAGCUUCUGAUCUGUUCCUUGGCUUCUUUGCCAUUCUUCUACUUAUGCAUCUGAUUAUUUCUGGCUGCAUGAACUGCUUUCCAUGAAUCUCCUGAAUGACACUAACAGUUCUCUCAUUUACAUCAGGACCCAUGUCUACUCAAUGAGCCUGUCUUCCAAAGUACCGGUAAUUCCUCCUGGAUUUGUAUCGCCUGCAUGUCUGACUGGCUUCUCCAACCCAGGGGUCUUUAAUGACAGUUCAGACUUGUACUAAACCAUCCUGUGUCUCAGCUAGAAUCUACAUGCUACCUGGGUCAACUCUACUGAAAAAAUCUUGUUUGUGAUAGAUGAAACACCUGUUCCUAUGUGCAGAAACUCACCUAGAUUCCAACUCUCACUGCUCUCUAAAAAUGGCAUGUGGAACAAUGGAAAACAUUCUGCUAAAGCUGACAGAUAUGUCCAUUACAUCUCUUAUUAUUCAUUAACUUUUAUGAUCUAUUAAAAAAAAAAAAGACAAACCCUAACCCUAAACAUUAAAUCUAACUCUAACCCUAACCCAAACCCUAAUCCCUAACCCUAAACUUAACCCAUACAACUAACCUUAACCCAUAAACCUAAUCCUACCCCUAAACCUUAAUGCUGGCCCUAACCCCUAAUCCUAAACACUAGCCCCUAACCAUAAACCCUAACCCUAAACAUAACCCCCUAAAUCUAACUCCCUAAGACUAACCACCUAACCCUAACACUGAACAUAACGCUAGCUAUAAAUCCUAACCCCCAAACCUAACCCUAACCCCUAACCCUAACCCCUAACCCUAACCCUGACCCUAACCCUGACCCUAACCCUAAACCUUACCGCGAACCUGAACCCUAACCCUAUCCCUAAUGAUAACCUCUAACUCUAAACCCCUAACCAUAUAACUAAACCUAAUCCCUAUCCCUAAUCCAAAUCCUAACCCUAUCUGAUGGCUUUUGCCAGUGGCCGCAAGGGGCCCUGCUUCCCUCCAGAGCACCCCACGGCUUUUGCCGGGCUCUGCUCGUGCCCAGACAGGUCUCUGCUGCCUUCCAGAGCAUCUGACAGCUUUUGCUGGGCUUUGCUGGUGCCCACAAGUGGUUGCCAAGGGAAGGGGAAGGCCACCAACAGCUUUCAGUCCUGGCCACUUCUGUGUGAGAGCCAUGCCUGGUGGGUGUCUGUUUUGGAGCUGGGCUCUGGCUAGGGUGAGGGUGUAGGUCAGUAUGUCUUCCCGAACUCAGACUGAAGCCAACAGGAAUCUUUCCAAUGAUUUAAAGGGUGCUGGAUGGGAUCUUACAGAAAAUUGGCAUGACUUUGAGUUGACAAUUCUGACUAAUGCCUGUCACUCGCAGCCCUGCAGAUACAUGCACACUAGCUGCUGUUGGAAUUUACCUCGUGCUGUUCCUACAUGUCAAGUCUUGGGAUAACUCCGCUUUUGCUCACCUUCAGAACAUCCUCCAAUCCUUCUAGAAGCCUUUCUGUGGUUCGCAUGCCUCAUUUCUCAGAUCACUAACAGUUAGGUUCCUCUGUGAAUUUAUGUGCUACAGUAGGUGAAAAUCCCCAGCCCUAUCUGUCCCUCUCUCCUCUGCAUAAUGAAUCCUUCUUUGCAUCCUCCUGAUCUUCCCCCAGGAGAAUCACUCAUUCUUCCACACUAGUAAGUGACAAAUUUGCUUCUUCCAAAAGGAAUUCUUUCCUUUUUAGAUAAUCCUUUUAAUGCUUUCCUGUACCCUGGUUGCUAAUACUCUCCCACGUUGUGCCACUAUCUUGCCAGCCUUUCCCUCUUUGUUGUUAACAAUUGCCUGUAUAAAUGUAGACUGUGCCACUUGCCAGUCAUGGAGAGGAUGUUUCCAAGCAAGUGCUAAAUUAGCAUGUGAGAGCUCUUCUUUUCAGCUGUGAAAGCAGCUCCAGAGCAGAUGACAUGCUUUUCACCUUCAUCCUGUCUGUGUCAGUUGAACAUGCAGGUCCACACAGUAAAGGUCUCUUCCACCCAGACAUUGAGGAAUCUGUUGUCAACAUUUAUCCUGGAACCUCCCCAUCAACCUUUGUUGCAGACAGAACUUACAGAAAAAAAACAUUUAUAUGACUAAAUGAGAACUGCAGGUCAUAAGACCAUGGCUGACACCUCACUUCAAUUCAUUCCCUAAAUCCCAGUCUAAUCCUAGUGUCAGUACCUUGUUUCCUCCUCAUCAAACAGAACUCCUGGUGGGUCUCCAUCUCCCAAAGUUCCUUGGCAUUAAAUGACAUCUUGUUACUGACCUUAACACAUGUAUUCUGAACUCUUGCCCAAACUGGUGGUUUUUUGUGUCAUUACAUGGGAAUACCAGCUUCCAUUGUGAAAGACAGAAAUCUUGGCUUUAAAAGAUGUGAUUAUAAAACAGGACUUACAACAUCUCAAAGAAGCAAAUUCAAUGCCAUCUACAAAUAUGGUAAUUUUUAAAAGUCUUCCUACGUUAGGGAGCCCAGUAAGUAAUUUUUAAGUAGGUUGGCAAGGCUGAAGACUGUCUCAAUUGUAGUUUCUUUUGGAAAAGCCUAUUAAAUAGAUACAUUUCCCUACCCUCAAUUCCAGUCAUCUCUAUUGCUUUUGGGGGACAAGGGAAAGGAAGGAGCUAUCUAACGGUCUUUUCCACCAGAGAUCAAAAAAUGAUAAUACUUUCAAAAGGAAAGUAGAAAUUUAGUACAAACUGCCACCUCAGAGCAGGACAUAGGCACAUCCUGUAUGCGUCCAACACUGGCUUCCUCACAAUGAGGCCCAUCCCUUCAAUACAGACAACGGAAUGUCAUUAUUUUAGGGAUAAUCUCUCUGAACCGCCUUGGCGGUCAGCUCCUACUAGGGCUACUUUCCAGUAGAGUAGACACAACAGUUGUGAAAUAGUCUGUAGGGAAACAUCUGUCACAGCAAGUCUUUGGAACAGAGAAGCAAGUGUUACCUGGCAGGUGUGAGAUACGUAUGGCCGAACCUGCCCAGGGAUGGGGAGAUGGACUUCCGAGGCCCCUUCCAAGGCCUACGUGCAAGAGGUAAACCUAUCCCAAGAACAUGCAGUCUGCCGAAGCCAUCAUCAGGGCCAUUUCCAGGAGCCUGGGGUCACUUGGUUUUGAACACAAUGGGAGCCCCAGCCAUCCAUAUUCCCAGAUGCCUGCUCCUUCUUUCACUACUAGCGGGCGAGUUGUGGAACUGAAGACCCCUGAGGCACCUACAUAUGUUUGCAGUCAGUCCUCCUUUCAAGAGACUCCACUGGCAAAUGUCAGGAUAUACCUGAAGAGUUAAAGAAAUAACUACAUUCAGCAAAGACAACAUAAAAACAAGGGCAGGGAUGGCCAGCAGGUUUAUUAUGUCUCAGGAAAAUAAAGCAACCCCCUCCCUUUAUUUUUUUGCUAGUAAAUUGAACAUCACAACCAAAGCCAUGGAUCAUUGAUCUGCAAAUGCCCCCAGUACCUGAGAAUGCUGUUGGACUCCUCACUUGCUGUGUGCUGGCACUGGGACAUACAAACGGGUCUUGCAAAUCCUGCCCUGUUGAAAAGCUUCCUGGCACCACUGGGUAUGCCAACCUGCUACUGAGUAGGAUGCAGCAAACAACAUUUUCUGCUGCGUGGGAGGGAACAACUUCUAAUUCCAACUCUGUGGCUUGUGCUGGCUGGCAAAGACAAGCAGGCAAUGAGUUACAAUGAAAGUAUAAUGUAACUUCUAGCCUACCCUGCUCCUUCUCUGAGCAGAUAUAUAUACUUCACAGAAAAUUGUUGCCAGUGAAAGUAGCCUGAAGCAUUGACUUCAGAAGUAUUCACCGUAGCCAGUCUACUAACUGUCACUUUGGAGUUCAGGGCAUGAAAAAGGAAGGAAAGUCAUCUUUUGGCCAAGGAACAGUACAGAAGUUCCAAUUAAUUCUUCUGUAGAUAGUUUUCAUUUUCCUUUGUGCGCAAGGGCCACAGGAGCCAAAUGCAUCUGCAAGUUAUUAUGUGCCAUAAGCAAUAUAAGACUGGCAGGGAAAACCCUCAAACAUUAGUGUUUUUCCUGUCAAAUGGUUUUAAGAGCUGAAGAGUUUGGGGAACAGAUGAUCUGUAGCAGCUGUAUCGUCUCUCCUCUGCUUUCCACAAUGCAGCAUGCCUAGGCUUGCACAGCACACAGCAAUGUUAUCCCCAGGCCAACAAGAGAAGAGGGCUAGGUUGCACAGGUUGCCCUGCCCAACAUUUGCACUGGUUUUGCCCCAUUUUCUUUUAAAGACAGUUCUUCCGAAAAUGUCAUCUCUCCCCCAUUAACCCUUUCCUGUUUCUUCUCAACAAUUAACAGUCCAACAGUAGAUUAAUUUGACCUUCCUUCCUUAGAAAUCAUUUGACCUGUAUAGCAAAGUUUGUUUUGCAUAAAACAGUUUCAGUCAUACACCAUUUGUAUUCCCCUUGCGCUUUUGUUGCUAAUAAAGGUUUAUAUUUGGCAUGGA
Messenger RNA from Aquila chrysaetos chrysaetos, 7336 nucleotides. It is a transcript of the gene NRIP2, whose product is annotated as nuclear receptor interacting protein 2. The coding region runs from base 537 to 1301 and encodes 254 amino acids. NCBI's taxonomy places the organism in Eukaryota, Metazoa, Chordata, Aves, Accipitriformes, Accipitridae. The record is from RefSeq and is a predicted model, not a curated record. Gene Ontology annotation, molecular function: aspartic-type endopeptidase activity. The transcript has 6 exons. Gene Ontology annotation, biological process: proteolysis.